Saprolegnia diclina VS20 is the source of this 614-nucleotide messenger RNA. RefSeq lists its product as hypothetical. The transcript has 4 exons. Gene Ontology annotation, biological process: proteasome assembly. The record is from RefSeq and is a predicted model, not a curated record. The coding region runs from base 55 to 465 and encodes 136 amino acids. Lineage: Eukaryota; Oomycota; Saprolegniomycetes; Saprolegniales; Saprolegniaceae.
CGAACACCGCAGAGCGGAUUGUUACGACGGCAAAUCCAAAGGUGCCAAGGUGCGAUGGCGGACCAAGUGACAACGAUGAUGGACGGGCUCCAUGUGGCCCAAGACCCGGCGGCGGCGGACGGCGCGCGGAUCAUCAACUUUAGCAGCAAGUUUGUCGACCAAGCCUUCAACGUGCAGCUCUGGCUUCUGGAGCACGCGUGCUUUGUGUGGAUCGGGUUGACCAGCGACGCAGCCGCGCUUGGCUCGCUCUCGACCGCCAUCAAGACUCCGUACGACCCGUUCCCGCUCGCCGCGAGUCUCCUCGGCGGCCCCGGCGACGAGGCCGAAGCGCAGAUUGCACAGCGCCUCGUGCUCAAGACGAAGAAGCAAGUCUUUGUGAGCUGCAAUCUCCCGGACGACCCCGAACUCGCUGCGUUCGUGGAGCGUGCCAUCUUGGCGCGACUGCGCGACGAAGCGUUCGUGUAAUAACCUUCCCAAUCCCGUCCACUUGGCUCGCCUUGACGGCGUCCGACGCGUGGCAGGCUUCGCAAAGGUCGUAGUCAAAGCACGUCCUAGAGACACCAGCGUUAAACGUGCCAUGCAGCAUGGCGUCCUACGUGCACGAGUAGCGCGGG